ACGUAACCCCUUUAUCUGAAAUGCAAAUUUAUUAGGCAUGCAAUUUUUGAGGUACUAGCGAUCAAGGGCUAGUACCAAGGGCGCUCCAACACUGUGUUACAACCCUAGCGGCAGCCCAGGUGGCCUCAAACUUGGCGAUCUCCCACCCUCCGCCUCCUGAGUCGCUAGGGUUACAGGCGCCCAGGGGUUAGCUGUAUUUUGUUUGGCUGCCUUGGACCUGGGGCGUUUAGGGAUUUCCUAUCCGGGUCCGCAGAACAGUCUACCCCGCCCCCUAACCCCUAAGGGUGCGAGGGGCCGAAGUCCUGGAGCUGAAGGAAGGCUCAGGGAAGAGGAGGAGGAGAGCCGGCCAAGGAUGGGCCAGCCCACGGAGUUCCCAGGCGCGAACCAACCCUCCCUGGCCUCCCGGGUAGGAGCUACGCGACUCUCAAGGUCCAACCGUGAAAACCGCCUGUACCCGAGGGAACCCAGCGAAACGACUGGCACAGCUCUGAGAAAGCGACCGAUUCCUUCAGUGUGCGCACCCGACGCAUGCGCAACUCCCCACAGCGAGCUGCGUCCCGGUGCUAGGCAACGAGCGCGCGCUCGAGAGACGGGGUUGGAGCUCGGUGGUGGCAAGGGCGUUCGGAGGGUCCCCAAGAUGGAAACUGAUUAUUUGAAAAAGUGCUUUGGAAAUAGCCUGUCCCAGGCACUGGCAGAGGUGGCAAAGGUUCAGCCCAGUGACCCAAUAGAGUACCUGGCUCACUGGCUUUAUCAUUACAGAAAAAUUGCUACAGAAAAAGAAGAGAAUAGGCAAGAGAAGAUCCAGUUGCAGGAGGAAUAUGACUGUAGCCUGAAGGAAAAGGAAAUGAUGGAAAUGCUGAAACAGGAAGAGUAUCAGAUCCAACAGAAAUGUGCACAGCGUCACCAGGAACAGAUUUCCACAAAGAAGGCCAUAUUCAUGCAGGAAGACACAGGAACUUUUGAGAAGGAGGCCUUGAAGCAAGAAUCCUUGCCAGGUACUUCCGAUAUGACUCCAGCAAUGCCUCAACAGAGUCCUGCUUCAGAGUCAGCUGACCAGACUGAGCAGAACUUUGAUACUGCACAAGAAAUAAACUUAGAGAAGAUGCUUCCUCCUGAAGUUGCUCAUGAAAUGCUUCCUAGUUCCAAAUCCCCUCCUUAGAUUAUCAGAAUGGAGAGAAUUCUACUGACCUUUCUCUUAACACUUCAAGCCGAGGAAAAUGACCAUGAGGAUGCACUCUCACCUAAACUAAGAUUUAAGGGACUAUGAAAGGAGGUGUCUAAAAGUUCUCUCCCAUCUAAGGACUGGUCUGUUAGCCAUGAAACCCCUAAAUCAUGAGAGAAUUUGAACUAGUUAUAGGAUAAAAUCAACUCACAAUAAGGAUUAAAACAAGUAACUAAACUGA
Messenger RNA from Heterocephalus glaber (naked mole-rat), 1403 nucleotides. RefSeq names its product DPY30 domain containing 2 (gene Dydc2). Gene Ontology annotation, cellular component: Set1C/COMPASS complex. The record is from RefSeq and is a predicted model, not a curated record. NCBI's taxonomy places the organism in Eukaryota, Metazoa, Chordata, Mammalia, Rodentia, Bathyergidae.